AUGGCCUUGACCGAGGCUGAGUUCAACGAGGCCAGGUGGUGUGAUGAGUUCGAUGACCCACAUCUGAGGCAGUGGCUCUUGAGCCAUACCCCUAUCAAAGCCAUUGCUGCAACUCGUAAGCACCACGUUCGGCAGCUGGGCGUGACGUUGUCACAUGGCACCCCUCCAGGCCCAAAAGCACUCCUCAAGCGCCAUGAAAGCGGCUCCCAAGUAUUCACUGUGAUGUGCGAGCCGAACUACAUGCUGCUAUGGGUGCGAACCACCACGAAUAUUGCAGCUUUAGUGGCAGAAGGCAAGUUGACGGUCACCAAGGAUGGUGGCUUUGUCUUGCAGCGCUCUUUCGACCCCUUCCACAUGGACUUCGAAGAGGGUUGGACUGCGGAUUUGCUGCCUAUGACAUUUCUUCCAUACAAGCUGGCAGAUUCUUCCAAGUGCUUUCUCUUCGCCUCGGAUCAGCCCAAGGGAAGCCCGAGUGGCUUUGUGUACUACCUGAGCAUCCCUGACGUCAUCCAGACAAUGAUGGAUUGCGGCGUGAGCAUGGACAAGGAGAUGGUGCUUCGCAAUUUGCUGGACAGCGAAGUGACUGCUGACUUGGCACUCCUUCUCAAGAAGAACCAUUGGUCAGCUGAUGUGACGGCGCCGUUGACCGCUGUGAUCGUGAAAGAUCGCGCGGCUGUUCCAAUGUUUGCUUCUUCGGUUGUCGCUCAGACCUUGGCCUUCUUCGCCUUCAGCCAGCAUGCCAUCCAACAGCAAGAAAAUAAAAGUGUCCCCUUGCUUUUGCUGAUGCUCAGGACAGAUUCAUUGCUUGGUGGAGCAGCUCCUUUCACGAACCCUUUGGGCAGCUUCUGGCUAGCUGAUGUGUCAACCUUGUUUUCCCUCCUCAAGGAUGGCAAGGCAGCUUUGGAAGUAGAGCCGUUUCACAUGAGCGUCAACAAUACCCAAUCGAAGAGGCUCUCACAUUCAGAUGCUCGUGCUGAAACGAAAGCUUUUGGCAUGCAGAAGCGCAAAGCAAUGCUGGAGGAAUGUGUCUCCUUUUUGACACUGGACUUGGAGAGGAAGAAGACCCAGUUGAAGAAGAUCGAGCAGAAGAUGGAGGUCAAGAAGGAACUUCCUUCUAAAUGCGCCGCUGCAAAAGCGAUGCAUAAAACACAUCCGCUGACCAUUUCAGCAGACGUGAAAGAGAAGGAUUUGAGUGGAUACAAGGCACCCUGGGAUGUAGAGACUUGCAAGACUUCGAUCAAAGUGAACGGCCUCUACGAGGCAGCUGGCCUGGCCUUGUGGCUGCGGACAGGUGUGUUUCGAAUUGCAAACACACCCGAAUGGGAGACAGCCUCAGGCGAUGUGUCCGUGGAGACUUUGAAGAAGUUUGCCACUUCUUUCUUCAGCAAGGAUUCCGCGAUGAAGGCUUCAGUGCAACGAGGACAGAAGAAGAGCAGAACAGGACGAGACCGCAUUGUCUGGCCCAUUGAGAUGAUCGUUGUCAGUGAAAGUGGCACAGACUUGGAGAAGGAUGGUGGCUUCGAUUCUUCUUUGAGUCUGGUGGGGUGUCAUUUCGUUCUGUGGGCCUGGUACUAUGCGAUGUUUCAAGCUUUGCAGACAGGGGACAAGGAAUGGGUCGAGCUUCUGUGGGAAUGCGGCUGCACAGUGACGAUACAAGCUCGGCUUUGUACCUCCGAAAAAGAUGUGCCAGUUGCCAGGAUCCAGGCCUCCGAAAAGCUCAAGGCAAUCGGGGAUGCAUCCUUGUCAGACACCUUUCUGACCUUUGCUUUGCUGUGCCGAAAACUUGGCGUUGAGAGUGUUUCGCAAGGAUCGGCAUUGAAACUCAAGUUCAAUGGGUCCAGCUACAACCCCUCCGUGCACAAAGCCGCUGUGCAAGUCAUUGGUGUGAUGGGUCCGACUGGGGCAGGUAUCUUCUUUGAAGCAAUUCAACGCUUGGAGCUGGCUUGGGGCCGAGAAUUGCUCAGCAAUGCCUACAGCAAGUUGGUGAAAUUGAUUUCCAUUGUCAAGGGCGUUUCGCACGUCCAUCGCAAUACCCAGGAGAUAGCUGCCUGGCUUGUGGACAUGCUUCACCUUGCUCUUCUCUGCAAGAGCACCACAGUGGCCAAAGCUACGGACACGUUUCUGGACAAGGACAGGAAGCAUGGAAGUCACGGCUUUUGGCCGGCUUGCUUAGUGUUGUUGCAGGAUAGCAUCUUCAAUCCCAUGAAGUGCUGGGAGACCUUCCUCAAACCCAGCUCUGAAGAUGCUGCCAGGGAUGCUGAGGAUGAAGCCCAUGCAGCUGAUGAUGAUGCAGGGGGCGCUCUUACAAAUCAAUCUGCCCUUGUGCCCGUGAAGGAGAAGUACAACCGUGCCACAGGAUGCCUGCUUGACCUCCUUGUGGAAUUGAUGAGUGGGCAGCAUGGAGAGGACCUGCGUGAAAUCAGCCAAUGCGGAGAGCCUCUUUCAAAGAUGCUGCAGCCUGGGGGCAAAGAAUCUGCAGAAGAAGCAUCGCAGGGCUCCUCCAUAUCCUUGGUGGUUAAGCUUUGUGAGGCAGUCAAAGCUUUUGAUACCAACACCAAAAGUGUUUCUGUGACAGCCACAGCGCCUGCCCCAUCCUUGAUCAACACUUUGAACCAGGGUCAGUCAGUCGAAGAAUUGACAGCAGAACGUGAGCGGGUAUGGAAGCUUGUCCAGAACGAGCGCCGCAAGUACGCAACUUUCAGUGUGCCCAAGACAUGGAAACCAGAAGGCUUGCUGAGCAGCUUCCGAUCAUGUGGCAAAGUUUUUGGGCAUGCUGGGACCCUCAACUCCAGAUUUGCGGCUCAGCGGAUCUGCUCUGCGAGUCAG
Cladocopium goreaui is the source of this 2826-nucleotide messenger RNA. The record is from the annotation of a GenBank genome assembly. Lineage: Eukaryota; Dinophyceae; Suessiales; Symbiodiniaceae.